AUGGCGCGCGCGUAUGGAUUUAUUAACACCUGUUUGAAAUCGCUGGUGGUUGAAAAGUUUGGCGAGGAGACGUGGAUCAAGCUCAGGGAUGAAGCUGGAGUCCAGGAUUCCUUCCUGACAUAUGAAGUCUAUAAAGAUGAAAUCACCAUGCAGUUAGUAGCAGAAACAUGCAAGCUGCUAGGAGUGAAGCCAGAGGUUGUCUUGAGGCAGUUUGGAGAAUAUUUCUUUGAGUUCUGCAAACACUCAGGCUAUGAUCACAUGCUGCGGACUCUGGGAGGAAAUCUGUUCGAAUUCACUGAGAAUCUGGAUGCACUUCAUGGCUACCUCGCCCUCUCCUACAAGGAAAUGAAUGCACCAUCUUUUCGGGUGGAGAGGAACCCUGAUGGUACCAUGCUUCUCCACUAUUAUUCAGACCGCAGAGGACUCUGCCACAUUGUUCCUGGUAUUAUUGGAGCUGUUGCUAAAGAUUUUUUCAACAGUGAUAUAACAAUGGAGAUUGUCAACCAGGUGGAGGAGCUGGAGAGAACUGGGAAGAAGGAGCAUGUGGUUUUCUUGGUCACACAGUGGCCAGAUGUUGCUGCUCGCUCCAGCAUGGUCAGAUCCACUUCAUCAAAAGAGAUCCAGUAUCAGUUUCUCAAUGCACAGGAGUCACUGGGAGACAAUCAGGGGGCUGGUAAACUAUUGAGGGGUUUUGAGCCAGUGUAUCCUACAACUCUUCACAUUGAUCUGAAGACUUUCUGCCAUGCUUUCCCUUUCCAUAUAGUCUUCGAUGAACAGCUGGUGGUGCACCAGGCAGGGGUGAAGCUCCAGAGGAUCGUCCCCGGCCUCCAGACAGUGAGCAUUCAUCUGGACCUUUACUUCAGCAUUGUGCAUCCUGAAGUCACCUUCACCAUCUCCAGCAUCAGGAAGUUCAUCAACAGUCACUUUGUCCUGCAGACGCGCAGGGACAUGAUGCCGGAAGCAUGGAAGGACAGGCCCAUGCUGCAGCUCAGAGGUCAGAUGAUCUGGAUGCCCUCUCUGGACUGUAUGCUUUAUCAAGCCUCUCCUCUGCUGAGAAGCCUCCAAGAGCUGGAGGAGAGGGACAUGCACAUUUCUGACAUUGCACCUCACGACGUCACCCGUGACCUCAUCCUGCUCAAUCAGCAGCGACUGGCAGAAAUUGAGCUGUCCAAUCAGUUAGAGAGGAAGAAAGAGGAGCUCCGCCUCCUGUCUCAGCACCUGGAGGAGGAGAGGAGGAAGACGGAGAACUUGCUGUACGCCAUGUUGCCCAAGCAUGUAGCCAACCAGCUGAAGGAGGGCAAAGCAGUAGAAGCAGGAGAAUUUAAAGAGUGCACCAUACUGUUCAGUGAUGUGGUGACCUUCACUAAUAUCUGCUCCCUGUGUGAACCAAUCCAAAUCGUCCUUAUGCUUAACUCCAUGUACCUCCGAUUCGACCGACUCACAACUGUGCACAAUGUUUACAAGGUUGAGACAAUAGGGGACGCCUAUAUGGUGGUGGGUGGGGUGCCCAUACCUGUCUCCAGCCACGCUGAGAGGGUGGCCAACUUUGCCCUGGGUAUGAUCUUGGCUGCCAGGGAGGUUAUCAACCCGGUGACAGGAGGACCCAUUAAGAUCCGUGUGGGUCUCCACAGUGGUCCUGUACUGGCAGGUGUAGUUGGGGAGAAGAUGCCUCGUUACUGUCUGUUUGGAGACACAGUCAACACUGCGUCUCGCAUGGAGAGUCACGGCCUCCCUGACAAGAUCCAUCUGAGCCCAACUGUCUACCAGGCUUUGAAGAAUAAAAGCUUUGUUAUCCAGAAGCGAGGGGAGAUCGAGGUGAAGGGGAAGGACAGAAUGACCACUUACUUUCUUGAAAGGAACAUAGGAGUCAGUGAGCGGCAGAUUAUGGGUCUCUCAGACAUGGAGACAGGGGCUGGACAGCAGGACAGGCAGAUGAGCUACCAGCCAAGUCUCCACAGACCAGCUUUUCAGAGGCAGCACGGGGACGACCUUUUCUUGAUCCCUAUGAAAUAUGAAGACAGCCUGAGUGAACCCCCACCAUCAUCACAUAGGUCUGAACCCCAGACCGGCUCAGCCAUCAAGCCCCAGGACUCAGAGAGCUACGGAAGCCUGCACACUGAAGAUCAAUCAGAGGAUGGAGGUCUAGACCAGUUAAAGGAUACAGAUGAAUAUGACCAAACAGAGGUAAAAAAUAACAUGGACAGCUUAGACAGCAUCAGCCAUGUGGACACAGAGGAACAGCAGCUGAUUACCGGUGCCAUGGAAACCAACAAUCAAAGCAAACACACCCGGACCAGGUUCUGUGUCGUCCUGUGA
Molecule: messenger RNA, 2316 nt
Organism: Epinephelus moara (kelp grouper)
Lineage: Eukaryota; Metazoa; Chordata; Actinopteri; Perciformes; Serranidae
Product: guanylate cyclase soluble subunit beta-2-like
Exons: 15
Coding region: 1-2316 (771 amino acids)
Biological process (GO): response to oxygen levels; cGMP biosynthetic process
Cellular component (GO): guanylate cyclase complex, soluble
Molecular function (GO): guanylate cyclase activity; heme binding
Source: RefSeq, a predicted model, not a curated record